Kwoniella shivajii is the source of this 1182-nucleotide messenger RNA. RefSeq lists its product as uncharacterized. Bases 1 to 1182 code for a protein of 393 amino acids. The transcript has 5 exons. The record is from RefSeq and is a predicted model, not a curated record. Lineage: Eukaryota; Fungi; Basidiomycota; Tremellomycetes; Tremellales; Cryptococcaceae.
AUGUCGUAUGAUUCACCCGCACCAACUCCUUCACCUCACCACACGACAUUCGAUACACGACUAGCAUAUAUACAGUCUCAAGGAUCUUCCAUCCCUUCCUCUUCUUCCUCAGCCACCUAUCAGCCUCGUCAAUCAUCGACAUCCUUACGCCCGCCUGCUCUAGCAUCACAUCCAGGUUGUGUUUUAUGCAGUUUGGUAGCUUCUUCAUCUGAACAACCAUCCUCUACUUCAGCGAAUAAUUCACCAGGGGUUAAAACAUCUCUAUUGCCACCUACGAAUACAAAUGAAUCGAAUUAUCAUGAACCAUUUGAUAGAAUUAGAAGUCCCUCGCCAAUAUUAGCGACGAGACGGUCAAAUGCAUCUGGAAAAGAGGUGGUCCAUCAAGAUUCAGAGGUUACAGUUUAUAAAGCUCAAGGUAAAGAAAGUUUGUGCAGUGAUGGUAAACACCUGAUAGUGGUAUUGAAUAAACACUUGGAGAACGUGUAUGAUUUAGGGCCCUCAGAUGUUCCGCUCUUGAGUCAUAUAAUCGAACUGUCAAAUCGCUUGCUUGGGUCUUUGCCUGCACAAGCAAACAGCUCAUCUAGUGAUGCUGAAAGAGGCAAAGGGAAGGGAAAGGAGAACGAUGUCCGAGUUGGUCUGGUUGGAAGUGUCAUGAAGGACCCGCAGUGCCCCCAUGCACAUCUUCACGCUCAUGCUAUGCUUGGUCCCGUGGAUACUUCUCUUCCGGGCGCUUCGUUCUGGAGGAGAAACGUAGUAUUUGGUACUAUGAACUGGUGGGGAAUUGAGGAUCUAAGAGCGGAAAUCAGAGAGGAAACGUCGAAUAAUCGUGUUAAAUCUGGUUAUCAGCAUAGAGAUAGAGCCCCUAUUGAUAGAGUGCCUGAUGCUGGAUCAUUGGCUGGUCUACCGAAUGCGUUGGAUCCGUCAGAUUAUCAGGAUCAGUCAUCACCUUCGCCAACUAAGAAACCUGAUUCCCUAAUUCGAUCACUUUCCAAGCGCCCAGCUACGGGAUCGGCAAAUUCUUCAACGGAAGUGGUCAGUACACAAUCGAAAGGUAAAGUUUCAGAAAGGCAAGAUGCUGAACCUCGUCCGUCCGAAGAAGGUGAUGAGGGGUAUGUCGCUGUUGAUCUGAAUGAAAUAUCUUCAAAUCCUACAAACAGAGUCGAAAGGGGUGGGAGGAUAUAA